GCGGGCGGCUCCCCGCAGGUGCCAAGCGGGGUCUGGCGGCGAGAGGGUCCCAGCGCGCUGCCCCCGGGAGGAGUCGGACGCUGCCCGGACGCCCCGCAUGGCCCUGUGCCCGGCGCCCGAGGCCCGGGUGCGCCUGGUGCUCUUCGGGGCGGCGGGCGUGGGCAAGACGGCGCUGAUCCGCCGCUUCCUGCAGGACACGUUCGAGGCGCGGCACCGGCGCACGGUGGAGGAGCUGCACCAGCUGGAGCUGGAGCUGGAGGCGGGCUCCGGGCUGCGCCUCCGCCUGGAGAUCCUGGACACGAGCGGCAGCUACAGCUUCCCGGCCAUGCGGCGCCUCUGCAUCAGCCGCGCCGACGCCUUCGCCCUGGUCUACUCGCUGCAGGAGCCCGACUCCUUCGCCGAGGUGCAGCGGCUGCGGGACGAGAUCCUGGAGGCCAAGCGGGGCGCGGUGCCCUUCGUGGUGGUGGGGAACAAGAGCGACCUGGCGCCGGGCGAGCCCGACCCGCGCAUCGCCGCCGCGCAGCGGGACUGGGGCUGUCCCUGCCUGGAGGCGUCGGCCAAGCAGGGGCGCAACGUGGUCGGCCUCUUCCAGGAGCUGCUGAGCCAGGUCAACCUGCCCGGGCGGCUCAGCCCGGCCCUGCAGCGCCGCCGGCCCCAGACCUUCUCCAAGGAGCCGCCCCGCCGGAGCGGCAAGAGCCACAGCUGCGCGGUCUGCUAGGGCCCGGCGGGGCUGAGAGCGGACCCCGGGGUGCCGCGGCCAGCGGGCCCCAGAGCCGGGCGGGAGGGGGUCCCCCGGCAGCUGGAGGGAGCGGACCGGAGCUGCCUGCAGGGCGCUCCCGCUCCGCCCGCUGAGAGUGACCCGUUCGGGAUUGUUCCCCGCCUGCCAGCGGGGGGAGGAGCGGGCUCUGCUCCCCAUGUACCCCGCCUCCAGGCGCCGGCUAGAAGGGGGGGGUCCCUGCCGGCAGCAGCAGGCUCGGGGUGUUCCUGCGCCCCGCGUGCGCCCACGGGCGGCUCUCCAGGGCUGUGCGCUCCGGGCAGGGGGAACCCCAGCCUGGCCGAGCCGGAGAGUUUCGGGAGCAAGGUGUCGGAGCCGAGCAACGAGCCCGGCGACAGUGGGGGGGCUGUGGCUUUCUCUCUCCCUUUUGCUGGGUUCGGAGGGCAGGGGAAGCCUCCAAGGCAGCUCCCUGCCUCCUGUUAGCUUGUCCCGGACUUCUGGGGAUGCCGCUGUGGGUCUCCCAAUCUCGGCAGCGGUAGGAUGAGCGCUCACACCUCCUCUGCCAAAGCCUGCCUUUCUCCAUAACCUUCUCGGUCACUGAGGUUACAGGGCUCCUAAAGCCAGAGCUGUAAACGGGCGGGCUCAAAAUCCCUUCCCUGCCCCGGCUGCAGCUGCCAGGGGCCUGACCUUGUUCCAUGGGGUUUGCUGAGGGCAGCUGAGUUUCUAAUAUCCGAAUAAAGCUGCCCAGCUGCUCCCACUCUUGUCCUGCAGUGAGUCCCACCACCCGCCUCCCUGCAUAGGGACAAAGGCACCGCGUCCCCCCCCCUUCCUUGGAGGGGCCUGCUCAGCAGCCCUGUGCUACCAGCUAGGGAGGGGCAGGGCUUCCCGUGUAGUGAAGGAGCUGCUGGGGCUCCUGCGAUUUGUUUACACUCACACCUGGUGCUGCAAGCCCGGAGCGGCCGGCCGGGGCUCAAGCCUGGCACAAACUAAGCGCUGCAGCGGGCGGCCCUGGGCGGGACGCUGCUCCGGCUGCGAGGCCAAAGGACCCCAGGCGAUGUGUGAUCCUGCGCCGCAGCUCCCCGGGCGCAAUGGACGGAACGAAGCCCCCGCGGCCUCUGGCACCUCUUACUCCAGGGGAGCAGCCAGAGCCGCCUAGAAAUGGAGCCAGCUGUGGGGGGUGUGAAAAGGAGAAGGGGGGCAGGGGGUGUAUUGCAGAGCGCGGCCCCCGCCAAAACACGGCUCCAGGAAUGACGCUGUAAGGGGACCCAGACAUGUGUUAAGUUACUUGUUUCUUUGCGUUCCGCGACCACUCUAGCUUCCUGUAAUAAAUCACUGUGUGGACAAGUCCCUGUGUCUAGGUGCCUUGGCCCUGACCGCUGUGUCCCCGGCUGCCGUGGGCAGAUCCCUGUCCGCACGGGCCGCGGAGCGCGGUUCUCUAGCUCCCUGCUUCCCGGCCUCUUCGUGCGCUGUAGCCGGUGCUCCCUCCCCUUGGAAUAUGGAGCCUGAGCAAGCGAAUUUACGGUCACAUCAAUCUUACUGCAAAGACUGUUUGCGGGCUUUAACUUGCACAGCUGAAGACUUAGACUUGCCCCUUUUAAUGAAUUUACUGGAGUUAUUUAAAUGUGAAUUCAAUCCAUUUGAAUAACAUUUGGGUCUUUGACGCUAACUUGUCAAAUAACAAACAGGAAAUUAAUAGAUGUUGCUGCACCAUGUCAGACUAGCUAGCUGGCUAGCACCAGCAGGAGAGUGAAUUUGUGUGGGGGGGUGGAGGGUGAGAAAACCUGGAUUUGUGCUGGAAAUGGCCCACCUGUUGAUCACUUUAGAUAAGCUAUUACCAGCAGGACAGUGGGGUGGGAGGAGGUAUUGUUUCAUGAUUUCUGUGUGUAUAUAAUGUCUGCUGCAGUUUCCACGGUAUGCAUCCGAUGAAGUGAGCUGUAGCUCACGAAAGCUCAUGCUCAAAUAAAUUGGUUAGUCUCUAAGGUGCCACAA
Messenger RNA from Caretta caretta (loggerhead turtle), 2704 nucleotides. Its product is annotated as ras-related protein Rap-2c-like. Lineage: Eukaryota; Metazoa; Chordata; Testudines; Cheloniidae. The record is from RefSeq and is a predicted model, not a curated record. Gene Ontology annotation, molecular function: GTPase activity; GTP binding.